AUGAACCUGCGCUUGACCUCUGACCUGUUUCUACUGCUGAGUCUUUACAUCUGGGUAGCCACAGUGAGUCAAACUUUUUUUUGUUGUUUGUCUAAAUUUGAUGACCAGCAGACUUAAACUGAAGUCUGAAUACAUCUAAUAGAACAAGACAAAAUAUAAAAUAGCCUUGAGCAAAUCUUCAUUGUUGUGUCCUAAUGGUUUUCUUUUACCAGGAUUAUAACCGUGCAUGUUUUGUUAGAAUACUGUCCAUACAGUCCUCUUUCACCUGUUUGCUGUUAUAACCAUGAUGAUUGUUUUGUAUUAAGUGUUAACCCGGCAAUUCCUGAACCGUGAAAGCGUGGCUCCAGUAUUUUUGGCUAGUGUUGCACCUGUUUCCAAUCUGAUCUUGGAGGUCUUUGAGGGCAGAUGUGGAUCUGGCGCAAACUACAAAGUUGCUUGACAUAUAAGUUUAGAAAUCGGAGCGUAUGCAAGGAGAUGGAUGUUAAAUACUAUGGGGCACAUGCCAUUUUCAUUUACAUUUAAGGACAUGUGUUGUUAUCAUAGACACGAGAAAGACUAAGAGUAGUUUACAUUCUUGAUUAUUUAGAUUCAAGGCUCAUGUAAGGCUCUUCAUCUGCGGUGCAUCAGUCUGAUUGCUGUCAUGUGUAGACACAUCAUGAUCCAAAGUAUAAGACAAAUGGUUUAAGAUGACAAGUUCAUACCUGAGUUAGGUGCAUGCCUUUGGAGUGACAUAAAAAGAAAAGCAUAUGAUCCUUUCAUUUGCUCAGCUCUGCCAAGAAAGCACUCAAAAUACUGUAUCCGUGUGUGUGUGUGUGUGUGUGUGUGUGUGUGUGUGUGUGUGUGUGUGUGUGUGUGUGUGUGUGUGUGUGUGUGUGUCAGGGAGGCAGAGCCCUGCGUAAACAGAGACAAGCUGAGGAGAGCCUGAGACCGUAUAUUGGCAGAGUAGAUCCAGGUAAGACUUUAAUAUGCAGUAGAGGCAUGCCAACUUCUGACUGCAUGCCAGGUAUAUCUCCUAUGGAUCUGCUGAAAAACAUUGCUAUCUGUCCAAAUCCCAGUGAGCAGAAAAAUGUGCAGCAGCAAGUAAAAAAAAAAAAAGAUCUUGUGCGUUAACGCUCCUGUGAAGAGUUUUCCACAUUCAUGAAAUAGAGUGAAAAUCAUAUUGGUGCCCUCUCAUAAUAUGCAAAAGCAAACACUACCAUCAGCAGCAUGCUUAUUCUUAUUCUUAUUUCCUAAUUUUGAAUGCCUGAAACGGGUGCAAAGGGAGGUAGGUGUCAGCUCAGCAACUUAGGAAACAGCCCUGUUUUUACCACUUCCUCUCAAAAUACUCGCAAUACAUGGUGCAUUUAUCUGUCAAAAGACUGAUUUGUCUACAGGGGGCGCAAACCAAAACAUACGCACAGGAGCUUUAAUAUAGCAUCCAGAGCUAAUUGGGCUAUUUUAAAGGUAAAGAAAAUACAAGACACAUAUAUCAAAAGUACACUGAAAAAUCAAGAAUCUAUCUGUAAUUAUACAUAAAUACAAUAAUUGGACAUGGACUUAAAAUUCAACCUGCAAUAUUUUGCAUCUAAAAGCAAAUUAACAACCCAAUCAAGUCAAAAAAAAAAAAAGAAGCUUGAUCAUUAUAUUUGUGUCAACCAAUAAGUAAGUAACAAAGUACAAUGAUGUUUCACUUUUACCACUUUCUAAUAAACUAGUUGUUUUGAACGUCUCAUUUCAAGAUAUGUUUUUAAUACUGAGCACAAACUGUCACUUUGGGUCACAUAUGUGCACAACAUGGCAUUUCAGGGCAUGAAUUGAAGGUUAUGCAACUACUGAAAAACAGUCGUUGGUCACACGAUUCAUUUGCUUUACUCUGUCCUCUUCUAACUUCUUUUUAUCCACUUAUCUCUGGUAUUUCAUGUUCGAAAUAAACGUUAUUGGGACAUUUCAGAUCAUGCUCUAAUCAAAACACCUGUUCUCAGCACUGAAAGUUAAAGUCGUCAUCAGAGCAGGUCUGAAGAAAACUUGCAGAUGUAAAACUAGAGAUGAGAAAACAUUAUGGAGCAAGAUGGAUUCUUUAUGUUUCAGAAAAGCUUUGCGAGCUGUUGAAAUGCCGCAGCCCAGUGGGAUCCUGGUGCCAGGUUGUCCAGGAAAAUGAGGUCCUCGUUCCCAAGUGUGUCUGUCCUCAGACGUGUCCACGGUAAACAACUUGUUGCGUGUGAACCAAGUGUUUAGGAUUUAAUUAUAUAAAGAUUCUGACCAGGAAAUGUGCAUAAAUGUACCCUUUGAAAGUUGAUUGUCAAGUUAACAAUAAAAAGAUGUAGAUUCUUGGCUUAAAUCCUUUCAAUUUCAGCAGUUAAUGAAACACAGCUGUGCUCACUGGGAUCUAUCCUCUUAUAUCGCUUUCUGUAUGGGCACAUGCAUUCAGGCAGAGGGCACCAGUGUGCAGCGUUCUGGGAAAAACCUAUGGGAAUGAGUGUUUGCUGCAUAAAGAAGCCUGCAGAAAGAGCCGUCGAAUUGGACUUGCUCACUCAGGACCCUGUCUAGGUAAACACAAACAUACAACCACAAAUCAUUCGAUAUCUUAAGCAAUUUCCAUUGUGCCAUGCAGCUUUCUAAAUAGCUAUGUUAUACUUCUUGAUCAGUGCCAAAGGCUAAGUGCAGUGAGGAUGAGCUCAACCAGUUUCCAUAUCGUCUCUUGGACUGGUUUUUACUCUUGAGCCGUAUGGGGGAAUCUUAUGCACCUGCUCCCCCGCCCCAGAGCUGCCUCAGUCACGCCCAGAGGACACAACUGGCACAGGUAUCUAACACUUCACACUUAAAGUGAGCCUGAGGAGCAGACUGACAGACACAGAAAGACUGCAUUCAAACAGGGAUAAUGAGUUCAGCUUCGUAAACAUUAUUUGUAAUCUAGGAUGACCUCAGCUUACAACGAUGACCUCAGCUUACAAUGAUGUCAAUGAAAUCAACACCCGCAACCAACAAAAGCAAGAAGAAGAAUAUACCGAGGGUUCACUUUUACUCUCAGCAUAAUCUUACACUGUACACAUAAAAGUUGUUUCAUGACAUCAGACACCAUUAUCAUGCUAGCAUACAAACUGCUCUGCAUGGGCUGUCUGGAGAGAAAUCAAUAUUAACAACCUACUGUAAGUGGCAAGUUCUUGUGUUUCUUGUGGUGUGGUCAUCCGCAAAAUGAGACAGUGGCUCUCAAGAACACCAUGUAUAAAUAGGAACUGGUCAAUAAUCACUGAAUUAUUCAAUAAGAUGGUGAAUGGAGGGAUAACUUAAUAUGCUCCCACUAGCAACCUUGACCUCAUGGCCUCAAAUGAAUUAAAAGGGAACUCAUGCAUUAUUUUCAUGCUAUGAAACACAAUACAACCAAGAGUGUUUCAAAUAAAAGAGCUGUUAUGGCGCUUCAUACAUCUGCAACACCAUUAGCGUUUACAUAGAUUUUUCCUUUGAAUGAUGCCGUAUGGAAACAAAUCACUAUUUACAGGGAUAACUGCCAAUGUUAGCAUGCUAAAUGGCUAAUAAUGCUAAUGCCAAUAUUUUGAUGCAGCUAUACCAACAUCUAGGAAUGCUAGCAUUUGCUAAUUAUGACUGGUUAUGAAGACAGACCCCUGAAGCACAAAAGUGAAGAUAAGCCUAAAUCCCCAUGACAGAUGCUAAAAUCUUGCACUAGUUGUUCGGUGUGUGAGCCUGCAUAUAAGAGAUUGACAGAUGAAGCCCCAGUAUUGACUUAGGCCUACUGACCAAACAUACAGAUAAAACAGUAAAAAUCCCUCAGGUUGGUGCAGCCGAGAGAGUAACAGCUUCUUGUGUAUGUUUAAAGCUAAAACUUUAAUUUAAAGAGCUCUUUUGUACUAGGGUGACAAUAUUCGGACUUCCCAAAAAGAGGACACGACUAUUCGGUGGCGGAGUCAUGGAAUCGCACAAAGUUAAUUUUUGAGAGUUUUUCGGGUCAGAUCGUGGGUUUUUUUUCUAAUUCAGUAAGUCCACCCUGACACAAAAUCAAAACUCUUGUACAAAACAGCAUUUAAAGGAUUUUAUAAACUUCCCUGAACAAAGCCGGACAAACCCGAUCAGCCCCCCUAUUUUGUAUGUGUUUGUUAUGUCUUUUUCCAGCUGUUCCCCCUACAGACAGAAUCAGCACAGCUCUGCAGAGGCUGCAUUUGGCAACAGAGAUGAUCAUUUUAGGAUUACAUUCACUGUCACAGCACCGAAUUAUUAUUUAAAAUGAAACAUUUAAGGGAAAAAGGUAUCAGACAGAACAGGUGUGAAAAAUUAAGGAAGAACAUAUACUAACAGCACUGAUGAAAACCAUGUCUGAGAAAAGUUUGCUCCAUCUGAAGGAGACAGGUUUUUCACCUAUGCUGUUGUCAGACAGUAGGGAGAGCUUUAAAGGUUUUAGCUUCACUUUGAGGGAGGGGUCAUGCGCUCAAUCUUUAUGUACAGCCUUUGUUGAGCCAAAGAGACAGAGUGGGUGUGUUUCCUUGUUAUAAUUUUCUUACAGCUGUAGUCGCUUAUUUCGUAGAUAUUAAUGAUGACAAAAUUAGCCUUUAUUUACUGAUUAAAUGUUUCUGUUGCUUGGACCUUGUCAUGUAGCCAAUAAUGCUUGCUAGUAGAAGGUGCAAACCGUGGUAGUUUUUUCUAUGCUUGAAACUGAUUCCACUUCUUUUCUGCUUUUUUUUUAGCAAAGAUUUACUUUACUGGACAAGAACAAAGAUGGCAAGUUGAGCCGCCGGGACCUGAGGAAGCUGCAUUAUAAGAAGAUGCCUCUGGAGCACUGUGCUGCUCAGUUCUUUAAGUGAGUCCUACCUCUAGCCACUAAUGCUAGAGGGCUAUUUCAAGAGUUUGACCCAUGAUUAAGGAGAACAAAUUGCUGGUCCAAGGCUUACUCUUCCAUGCCUAGUUUUAAGGUGUAUUGAUAGUUAAAAUAAUGUAUGAAAUAUCUACCUGUAAAUCCAGAUUAUUGCCAUUCACAUUCAGUUUCAAAAUAAACUCAGACGUGUCAGACGAGUAGUGACCAAAAGAACAAGAUGGAGAGUACAAGCGGCUCAAAUGAGAUAGGGUGAGAAGCUCAGUUAUUCUGGAGGGGUUUGGAGUAGAGCCGCUGCUCCUCCACGUUAUGAGGAGUGGCUUGGGCACCUAAUUAGGAUGCCUCCUGGACGCCUUGCUGGUGAGGCCUUCAGGGCACGACCCACUGGUAGGAGACCGCAGGGAAGACCCAGGACACGCUGGAGAGACUGUUUCUCUCAGCUGGCCUGGGAACGCCUCAGGGUCCCCUGGGAAGAGCUGGACGAAGUGGCUGGGGAGAGGGAAGUCUGGGUUUCUCUGCUCAGGCUGCUGCCCCCACAACCCGGCCUCGGAUAAACAGGUGAAGAUGGAUGGAUGGAUGGGUGUCAGACAACAGCAGAUGGCUCCUGCGAGCUGGUAUAUUUCUCGCAUUUCAGCCAAUACAUUACACCUCUUUUGCUUGCCUCAUGGGCUAUUUUUCCUGCAUGCAGCCAAAGCCCACUGAAACAUUACAGUGCUGGUGGAUGCAACGUAACAAGUCAACUGGAGUUUAUUUUACAAGAUUCAGAGGAGGAUAUUAAAUGUGCAAUAUCUUCGGCAAAUACACCCCAAUGUGGCAUCGUCAUAACUUUAAAGGGUGAUAAAGCUGGCUGCAUUGUAGGAUAACCCCCUGAUGGAGCCUAGACACUUGUGGUGGUGGUGGUGAAGGAAGUAUGCAGGAUGUGGCAAGAGUGGAUAUCCAAAGAACCAAAACCGAACAUUGAUGAUGAGGUGUGAAGGUAACUAGGUGUGAAGAUGACGCUGAAAUGACAAAGUGGAGGAACAGAGAGGAGAACAGUGAAGUUUAGCAGCAGCAGGAUGACUAGUGGAAAGAGGUCAUCAUGACAAAGACUGGUUAGGGAAUCUUUUAAAGGAUAAAUGCUCAUGAUCAGAUGAUAAGAAACUCAGAUUAUAGACAAAGUGAUAUAAACAAACGAUGAUUGAAAAUCUACUCAUCCUGAGCUUCUUUAGUCUUGAACUUAAACUGAAAAAUCUCAAAAACUAAAUCUUGUCCAAGCAUUCUCUAAUCACAGGUAUUUGUAUUUCAAAGAUGAACUGUAAACAGACCAAGGGAUCCAUUUUGCAAGAACUGCAGCUCACCAUGCCCAUAUCACCAUCGCCAUCACCUUAUGUCACUUAUAGGGCCCAUAAUGUGAACCGUCUGUCUCCUGCAAUAUGUUAUUUUUCAGCUAAUUACUAAAACACUAAGGGUUAAAAAUGUCACUCCAAGGUUCAUAUCGCCUCCGCUUUGUGACCAAGUUGCACCUCCCACCAUGCUGCUCUCUCUGCACGCCAUCUAUCUAUGCACCCUCCAUGCCAAUACCCACUUCCUGUGUCCUCCUCCCCUCCGAUCUUAUGACCACACCAUCCCUCCAUCAUCUUUCUCCUCCUCUAUGUUGGAGCACCUCUCUUCCCCAUCUGUGCUUCCUACUUUACCACAAAUAGAUCCAUCCUCUGGCUCCCUCUUUGUCAAUUCCUCCUUCAUUUUUACUCAUCUCUCAUUCUUUUAUUCCUCCAUUUCCCCCUUUUUUUCCACCAUCCAUUUCCCCACCCAACCCCCCCUUUUUUCCCCUGCCAGUCUGCAGUGACAGGUUUUGUGGGAGCAGGGCUUGCUGUGUCAAUGUCAAGCCAUUCCCAGCAAUGAUAAUGUUUAUUACCCACUGUGCCUCCCGCUGCCCAUGGAUUAACUCAAAUUGAAGGAAUACCCUUCAGAGAGAACGCUGUAGGGUGAACAGAGAGACGCUGACUGUUGUAGAGACCUGAUGCUGUUGUAAACAUACAUCUUAAACUGGUCUGUGUGCCCACCUACGCAGAUCUAUAACCGUUUUUUGCCUGUAAUAAUUGCAUGGGAUGAGUGAUCCCAUGUGUUCCACCAUUUUUUAUUACGUGUUAUAUUUGCAGGUCAUGUGACAGUAACAAGAACAGGAAGGUGACCCUGCAGGAGUGGACCGCCUGCCUGGUGGAUCGUUCAGAAACCUGGUUCUUCCAUUUUAUGUGUAAGUAACAAAGUUUGUCAAAUAUUUCUAUAAGUCCAGAUCACAGAUAGAUGUUAGUUAAUGUUACAGAUUGUUAAUAUCUGUUUUACUGUAAUUAAACGUUUUAUAUUUCAGUUAUUCAAAGAAAAGCCAAUAUUUUAAACUAUUACUCUAAAGCACAGAUUUCUUAAUCAUCAUCUUUUGCCCUUCAGCACCAAAAGUCUUAACAUGACCCCUUUUUCCUCCAAAAUAAUUUCCUGGAUGAUAAUUACCUAAUUCAUUAAAGGGGCGAUUAAGUAUUACACACUCAUAAAACUGAUGAACUCAAAUGAAAGGUUGAAAAAACCUGAAUGACCAAAAUAGCUGCAGUGCGGCCCAAGAUACACUGACUCUAAAUGACUCGGGACAAAUUAACCUUUACAGAUUUAUGAUGGUUUUUAUUCACAGAGCCUAAAAAAGACCCCUUAAAAGACAACUACCUGAGUCUUUUCAUAGUACUAACCACUAACAACACAAGCCUGGUUGUUCGCCUUUGGUUUCCUAAAUAUUUACCUGUCAGCCUUCGAUUUUUUUGCGACAGGUUUAACUACUGAAAGAUAAAUUAUUCUGAUGAGAAAAAGAGCCAGGAUAUCUAGACAUGAUUUGGAUGUGAGGUUUCUUGAAUUUGAACAGUUUAUAUUAUCUAUGGAAAAUAUAGUAAAACUUUUAGAAAUUUUAAGCCCUUGAAUAGUAUUUGUUAACUAUUGAAAUAAUCAGUAAUAUUGGAGAUCACAUAUUUAAAAAUGGUAGAAAUUGAUCACGUCUAUCAUUGUCUUCAUGAAUCCAAAAUAUGUUUUACUGUGUGGCUCCUGUUUAGGCCUAUAAAUUUUCAAUUAAAUUUUAAUAUUUGGGUCUCAAUGGCAAAUAAGUUUUUUUCUCAAAUUGCUUUCAGUUUUUUAUUUAUUUAUCUAUGUUCAGAUUAAAAACUUCAUGGCUGUUUUUUGGUUCCAUUGCAGCUCCAUUCAAAGAGAAAAGUCUGUGUAUUUUUUCACUGAAGUGGGGUUGUAUGAGGUACUUGUCAAUUGUAAGCAUAUUACCCACUGAAGAUGCCACUCAGCUCAGGCCCUGUAUUGAGUCAGGGAACUUGCACAAAAGCCGGGCUAUCAGCCGCUGUAGACAGGGUCAGCUGUACCACAUGACUUAGCUUAUUUAAAGAGAGUCUGACCUGAACCCUUAAGUUGGUCUUAAUAGUUCACUAUAUUUAGAUAAUCCUCAGAGGUCUACUUCCCUAUCAGAAAGCUACUUAGUUUGAAAGCUAUUUCCAGAAUGUUAUACACACGUUUCUUGAUAGAGACAAUAAUGUGUCCAUUACUCGUGAAGACGCCUUUUUGAGUCAGAGUUUACAGAAGAUCAUUGAGAAGGAGAAAAGAGAGAUACUUCUGUGCUUAUUGGAAGAGGGAGGAUAGCACAAGUUACCUGGAGGUACAUAUGUGUAAACUGCGAGCCUAUGCCGUCAUGAGAGGAACUUGGUAUCAACAGCCAGGAUCAGAGAACCAGUGGAUCACAUACAGCUGCAGUCGGCAUCGUCCAUUAUACAGUUUCCUGUCUCACUAAGCGCUGCACUUUUACCCUCUUUCUUCAGUUUUGAGGAGUCAAACCAGAAAACCAGAAGAGUCUAAUCGAAAUAAGUCUUUGAACAAGUUUUUCAGCUCCCACUGUUUUUUUUUCUCUUUAAUUAUACGAUGACCUAACCCAUGGUCUACAUGAUGAGUUUACCAAAACACACUCUACACAAGCAAACUCUACGACUGAGUCAGAUGGAUUAUGUGCAGCAUUUGUUACUUGAAAUUAUUCAGACUUAUAUCAAAAUUCAUAAUUACUCAUUACUUAGUCGAAAUGUCUUCAUCCGUAGUUGGUGAUCGCCGAGCUCUGUCCCAAAUCUCUGCCUUAUGUUCCACUUAACAUCCUAGGCAAUUCUAAAUCAAAUUGAUUUUUUUUUCUUGUUUUAUUCACAGCAAUGAGAAUGGGCUCCCGAAAGCUGUGUCCUACGAUCAAAGAGAACAACCUCUGA
Messenger RNA from Xyrichtys novacula (pearly razorfish), 9060 nucleotides. Lineage: Eukaryota; Metazoa; Chordata; Actinopteri; Labriformes; Labridae. The record is from the annotation of a GenBank genome assembly.